AGACAAUUGUCAACAAUUGACUUACGUUCAUAUUCUAUAGGAUGGCUGGGUAAUAUGCUGACCUUGUAGUCUUGCAAUGCUUGUUUUAUGCAAGCUCUUGGACGACAGGAAUAGCCGAAUGCGAUAAAAAGACUCAGCCAGGAUGUACUUUAAUAUGAAUAAUCUGCAUCACUAGUUUGACACAUCUUUUAUGAACGCUUAUUUCGAUAGUUAGACAAUUAAUGUCGGAUUAAAUAAAUAGUCAGUGCUGUUGUCAUAACCCUGGUUAUGAGUGAGCUACCUAGUACUAAAUCGCAAAACAAUGGUCUCUUCUCUACAUUGUGUUGUUUUUCUGGUCAAAGAUAUUGGCCACUAUGUUGUUAUUGUGUUUCUGGUCAAAGAUUUUGGCCCCGAUGUUGUUAUUGUGUUUCUGGUCAAAGAUAUUGGCCACGAUGUUGUUACUUUGUUUCUGGUGAACAGUCUGGGCCACUAUGUUGUUAUUGUGUUUCUUGUCACAUAUAUUGUUCAGUACAUUGUGUAUUGGGUUUCUGGUCAAAGAAAAUGCUCACCAUAUCCUGUUAUUGUGUUCGUCACAGGUCUUCAACAUGCAGGGUUUGCUGGUAGAGGCGCUUGCUCUGCGGCAGUUGGGAAGACUCAACCCGCGGCAACUUCUCACACCCGGAUACGGAUUCAAACAGACAACCUGGUGCCCAAGGAUCAUGUACACACGCCAGCUUUGGGGAUCGUCCGUUUGUUUCACGUUAGGCUCUCACAGGCCAGUUGUCCGUGGCAGAGACUCCGUGCGAAACUGGUCAUUGCACCAGUUGAGGUUCAAAAGCAACAAAAAGAAAGGCUUAGCAAAGGUUCUGGAGGAGGAGGAGGAGGAGCGGGACACGGAGGACACUGACUCUGAGGAUGAGAUUGAAGAAGACCCAAACCUGCCUAAGGACUAUAAGGAUUUAGAAAAGUUUGUACAGUCUUAUCGCUACGAUGUUAUCCUGAAGUCUGGAUUGGAUAUGGCUCGCAAUAAAAUUGAAGAUGCUUUCUACAACAACAAGCUUCGACUGAAUGGGCAGAAGCUCAUCAAGAAAAGUAAAUCGGUGAAAGUUGGAGACACUCUGGACAUGGUAGUGUCUGAAAGCGGUGAAGGAAACACUGUUACUCUGAUGAGAGUAAUCCUUAAGAAGGAAUUGGGUGAAUCCAACGAUGGAGAGAAGUACAAAGUGGCCCUGAGACGCUGGAAGAGUUUAGAGCUUUCCAAGGAUGAAGCCUUCAAGCCAUGAUUUUCCCAAGAAUGACGUUACUGAUAAAUGGCCUCAAAGCAUUCAAUCCAAGCAAAAGUGAAAGAAGUUAUAAAGUGCAUGUUGAAACUC
This is a messenger RNA of Gadus macrocephalus (Pacific cod), 1352 nucleotides long. It is a transcript of the gene mtres1, whose product is annotated as mitochondrial transcription rescue factor 1. The transcript is spliced from 3 exons. Bases 471 to 1262 code for a protein of 263 amino acids. The record is from RefSeq and is a predicted model, not a curated record. Lineage: Eukaryota; Metazoa; Chordata; Actinopteri; Gadiformes; Gadidae.